Molecule: messenger RNA, 1059 nt
Organism: Trichoderma asperellum CBS 433.97
Lineage: Eukaryota; Fungi; Ascomycota; Sordariomycetes; Hypocreales; Hypocreaceae
Source: RefSeq, a predicted model, not a curated record
GCCAUAUCCGUGACUACUACCAGCGGUGUGGGAGAAAUAUAUAUAGAGCUCAAACUUCGCUAUUUGGUUUCUUUCUAUUUCAAAUCCUCGACUCCAAACAGAAACUCUUCCCUUUCGUUUGUUGAUGCCUCACUACUUGUAACUGUCAACAUGCGUAUAUUUGUCACAGGUUCCACCGGCUUUGUCGGCUCUUCUGUUGUCAAAGAACUUCUCUCAGCAGGACACCAAGUACUUGGCUUGACUCGCAGUGACAAAGGGGUCGAGCUGCUGAAAGCCCAAGGUGUCGAGGUUCUACGUGGAAAUAUCGAGGACUUGGAACUCCUCAAGAAUGGUGCAUCUGAAUGUGAUGCAGUCAUUCACCUGGCAUUCGCCCACAACAUGGCCGACUUUUCUGGCUCUUGCGUCACAGAUCGAGCCGCCAUCACCGCCAUGGGCUCUGCCCUGGCUGCUGCCGGUGGCAACCGCGCCCUGGUCGUUACUUCGGGCACCAUGCUGCUGUCGCGCGGCAAGAUUGGUAACGAGGCCGAUACGCCUGACAUGAGUAACCCCGGAGCCUCGGCCUGUGGUCCUUCAGAGUCAUUAUGUCUCGACUUCGCCAAGCAGGGCGUGCGCGCGAGCGUAGUGCGCCUGCCGCCAACGACGCACGGCCCUGGAUCUUCAGGCUUCAUGUCGUUGCUUAUCCCCGUUGCGAUUCAGAAGGGCGUCGCUGCGUACGUCGGCGACGGCCAGAAUCGCUGGUGUGCCGGGCACCGCGAUGACGCAGCCAAGCUGUACCGGCUUGCUGUGGAAAAGGGCGAGGCUGGAUCUGUGUUUCAUGCUGUGGCCGAGGAGGGUGUGCCACUGAAGGAUAUUGCGACUGAGCUUGGCAAAAGUUUGGGUAUUCCGGUUGUCAGUAUCACACUGGAGAUGGCAGAGGACCAUUUCGGUGGGUUUAAGGACCUUGCCACAGCGGAUAAUAUAGCUUCGAGUGCCAAGACAAAGGAGCAAUUGGGAUGGAAUCCGACAAGCCCAGGUCUACUGGAAGAUAUUCCAAUUAUUGUUAGAGCUUUAUUAUCUUAA